Molecule: messenger RNA, 898 nt
Organism: Etheostoma spectabile (orangethroat darter)
Lineage: Eukaryota; Metazoa; Chordata; Actinopteri; Perciformes; Percidae
Product: myosin-6
Exons: 5
Cellular component (GO): myosin II complex; myosin filament; cytoplasm
Molecular function (GO): microfilament motor activity; actin filament binding
Source: RefSeq, a predicted model, not a curated record
GGACGCCUUGAUUGGGAUCCAGUUGUUGACCCAUGUCCUGCUGUGUCCCCUCAGGGACGCGGUGCUGGUAAUCCAGUUUGUUGACCCCGUGUCCUGCUGUGUCCCCUCAGGGACGCGGUGCUGGGACACGGUGCAGGUGAUCCAGGUCAACCUGCGGGCCUUCUUCACCGUGAGGCUGUGGCCCUGGAUGAGACUCUUCUACAAGCUGAAGCCGAUGCUGCGGAGCGCCCAGGUGGAGAAGGAGCUCGCCGCGCUGCACGAAGACUUCACCAAGUUAAAGGACGCCUUCGACAGGUCGGAGGUAAAGCGACAAGAGGCGGAGGAGCAGCACGUGGUUCUGGUGGAGGAGAAGAAAGAUCUGGCUCUGCAGCUCCAAACCGAGCAGGAGAACCUGUCGGACGCCGAGGACCGCUGCAACCAGCUGAUCCAGUCCAAGAUCUCCCUGGAGACGAAGCUGAAGGAGACGCAGGAGCGCCUGGAGGACGAGGAGGAGGUGACCGUCACCUUGACGUCCAGUAAACGGCAGCUGGAGGAGGAAGUGAUGUCACUGAAGAAAGACGUGGACGAGCUGGAGAUUACGCUCGCCAAAGUGGAGAAGGAGAGACACGGAGCGGAGAACAAGGUGAAGAACCUUUCCCAUGAGAUGUGUCUCCUGGAUGAGUCCAUCGCGUCUCUGAGCAGGGAAAACGCGGCGCUGCAGGACGCCCACCAGCAGGCGCUGACGGAGCGCCAGGCGCAGGAAGACAAGGUCAACGUCCUCAACAAGGCCCGCGCCCGGCUGGAGCAGCAGGUUGACAACGUAAGACACCCCCCCUUGUCCCCCGUCCCCCGUGUCCCAUUCCCCCCCCGAAUGCGACCAACAGGAGAGUUCUCCGGCCUCAUGUCUAAACCAGAGGAG